GCGACGAGGACGAUGGCCCGAAUGGAGCCGGCGUCCGACCCGUUUUAGGCCCGAUGGAAGCCGAGCAGGUUCCGAGUGCUUGUAUCGGUGUGGAAUAGGAAAAACAAAAAACAAACAAAAAAACAAGAAGAAGAAGAAGAGCGGGCGUGCUCAAGAUGCCGACGUCCCGGCCAGGUUCGGAGACGGCGGACUUCUGGGUGGACGGCUCGCGCAGGGACGGCACCGUGGAGGAGUUCUACACGCUCAGCUCCGAAUUGGGCAGAGGUGCGACGUCUGUGGUGUAUCGCUGCGAAGAGAAAGAGAAGAAGAAGUCUUACGCCGUCAAAGUUCUCAAGAAAACGAUCGACAAAAAGAUCGUCCGUACGGAGAUCGGCGUCCUGCUGCGUCUUUCGCACCCCAACAUCAUCCAGCUGAAGGAGAUCUUCGAGACGGACACGGACAUCGCGCUGAUUCUGGAGCUGGUGACGGGAGGAGAGCUCUUUGACAGGAUCGUGGAGCGCGGAUACUACAGCGAGAGGGACGCCGCCCACGUCAUCAAACAGAUCCUGGAAGCCGUGGCGUAUCUCCACGAGAACGGCGUCGUGCAUCGUGACCUGAAACCCGAGAACUUGCUCUACGCCGACCUCUCGCUCGACGCCCCGCUCAAGAUCGCCGACUUCGGGCUUUCCAAAAUCAUCGACGAUCAGGUGACCAUGAAAACCGUGUGCGGGACGCCGGGCUACUGUGCUCCUGAGAUUCUUCGGGGGAACGCGUACGGACCCGAAGUGGACAUGUGGUCGGUCGGCGUCAUCCUCUACAUUCUGCUGUGCGGGUUCGAGCCCUUCUUCGACGCUCGGGGGGACCAGUACAUGUACACGCGCAUCCUCAACUGCGACUACGAGUUCGUCUCGCCCUGGUGGGACGAUGUCUCGCUCAACGCCAAGGACCUGGUCUGUCCGUCCUUCCGGCCGUCACGUCGUCGUCGUCGUCAUCCGUCCCGCCGUCCGUCUUCCAUCCCAUCAAUUCAUCCGUCCAUCACAAAACCAGCAGAGGGCAGCAAAGGCGCUGUGUGCGUGUCUCAGGUGAGCAAGCUGAUCGUGUUGGACCCCAGCAAGCGCCUGAGCGUGCGCCAGGCCCUGCAGCACCCGUGGGUGCUGGGCAAGGCGGCGCGCUUCUCGCACAUGGACACGGCGCACAGGAAGCUCCAAGAGUUCAACGCCAGACGCAAACUAAAGGCGGCCGUGAAGGCGGUGGUGGCGACGGGUCGGAUGCACGAGUCGUCUCGCCGUCGCGCCGACAGCUGCGAGAUUCCCGCGUCGGGAACGUCGCGACAGAGCAGCAGCGUGCGGCGGGACGCGCCCCCCGAGACGGCCGAAGAAAAGGAGGCCGCGUCCUCGGAAAAACAAAGUGGCCCCUCCCCUUCUCCAGAACCGGACGCCGCCCCGAGCAGGCCGCCUUUGCGGGCCAAGUCGGCGGUGGCUCCGCCCAGGCCGCCCAAGAAGACCUGCUCGCUGGGGGUGCAGGCCGCGCCCGUGAGUCCGGACGCCCUGAGCAACGGCUUAACGGCGGGGGCGGAGCCUGCGGCCGAGACCGCCCGCCGCCAGUGAGCUCCCGGUGCGCAGAGACGCUAACGGUUGGCGACAAAUAAUCUUCCUGUAAAUGUUGACAAAUACUAACAACGCCUGACUUUUACUGACGAGUGCAUGCCAGAUAGAAACGGUGCACUAGCAUGCGAGCUAAUAAUGCUCAUGUCUGAAAUGUUGUCAAGUCUGUUUACAUUUUUUGUGUUCUUGCAUAGCACGUUAGCAUCCGCAGUUAGCAAGGCGGCUCGACGACAACCUUUGACGCUCGUCGACGACGGCCAAAUGAUUUUGUUUUUGUUUUUUUUUUCGUGGGAGCUGAAAACCCUCGACGAGGUUCCAGUUGCGGGUGCUAAACCGCAAGCAAUUGCAUUUUGGUUUUCUUUGUUUGCGAGGUGAGGCUCUUCUGUUUUAUUAACAUGGUAACCCUUUCUCACAAUUGAUUAUGAAUUGUCAAUGAUUAUUUAUGGGAAAAAAACUCAAGUGGACUAACAAAGCAAGCAAAGUCUUUUUGACCCGAACGAGUACGACUGGGACUGAUGAGCGUUUUGGUCCAAAACAAAAAACGCAACUGCACGGGAAAGCGACGACAAGACGUAAACGGAAAUCCGCCUUUGAGCAAGAUUGAACGUCGUCAUUUCCCAAUAAAUCCACUCACGUUCGGUCGCUUGUUUUAG
Molecule: messenger RNA, 2236 nt
Organism: Syngnathoides biaculeatus (alligator pipefish)
Lineage: Eukaryota; Metazoa; Chordata; Actinopteri; Syngnathiformes; Syngnathidae
Product: calcium/calmodulin-dependent protein kinase type IV
Exons: 11
Coding region: 156-1586 (476 amino acids)
Biological process (GO): protein phosphorylation
Molecular function (GO): calmodulin binding; calcium/calmodulin-dependent protein kinase activity; ATP binding
Source: RefSeq, a predicted model, not a curated record